CCAGUCCAGUCGUUCGUCGGACGUGGGACGGGACGGACGCGGUUACGGGCGGUGGAAGUCACUUUCUCUCCUUCCUUCUCGCUGCCCCUCGCCUUCUGCUGCUCCGUCUUUCUCUCGGCCCACGAAUUCGGCGACGACGACGACGACGGACGGGGCGGCGUGCAGUGCAGAGACAGAAAAACGGAGGCCGCGCGCUGCUCGUCGGUCGGUCGGAGCCGUGCCGUGUGUGCGUGAGAGUCGUGCGUCGUGCGUUGUACGUGCCCAGCCAUCCGCUCGGCUCGCGACUCGCGGCAUUCGCGGCUCGCCUCGCUCUGUCGGCAGCGCAGCUGAACCUCGCGGGCUCGCGCCGCAGUCCAUCGCUGGCCGCGCCGUACAGGUUCCGUGUGUGUCGGGGAAAUGGAGCUCGAGCAGGCGGCGGCGCAGGUGAACCUGGAGAGGAAGACCAAGGAGAGCGGCGGCGGCGACGGCGUCUCCGGGAAUCAUAGUGAUCAUAUCAAUGGCAUGUCCAAUGGUUUCGACAAGAAAAGGGAACACAAGUCGGAGCAUAGAGACAAGGACAGAGAACGGUCUCACAAAUCGGAUCACAAAGACAAAGAUCGGAGCAGAGAUAAGGAGAGAAAUCAUAAAAGCGAACACAGGGAUAAGGACAAAGACAAGCACAGACAUAGCUCCAGUUCCGUUAAGGACAAGGAGAAGCACGAUGGCAGUAAUAAUAAAGAUAAGGACAAGGAUAAAAAGAGUUCCUCGUCUAGUAAAGACAAGGAGCAUAAGAGUAGCAGUUCGUCCAGCAAGGAUAAGGAAAAGGAUAAGGAAAAGAGCAGGGACAAGGAACAUCAUCACAAAUCAAGCUCGAGCUCCAAAGAUAAAGACAGGCAUCACAGCAGUUCUAAGGACAAGGACAGCUCAAGCAAAGAUAAAGAGAAGGAUUCGAAGAGCAAGGAUAAAGAUAGGCAUAGACACAGUAGUUCCUUGAACUCUAGCUCGCGCGACAAAGACAAAGAUCGAAGUAUCUCAAAGGACGGCAAGAAGCACUCGUCGGAAAAGGACAAGGAUAGACAUUCCACUUCUCACUCUUCAGGCGAUAAAGAGAAGCAUCGUUCGUCGGAGAAAGAUAAAGACAAGCAUAGAGAAAGUUCGUCCAGUGGUAGAGAUAAGCACCGCCACGAAAAAGACAAAGAUCGCCACCGCCACGAUAAGGACAAAUCUAAGCAUCGCGAGGAAAAGGAGAAAAAGGAUAAAGAGGAGGUUAAAGUAAAGGAAGAACCGAACGUGAAGAUGAAUCACGCGAUUAAUCAAGGGUAUCAUUUUAAUAUGGAAAUCAAGACUGAGAUAAAGGAGGAACCUAUGUCACAAGACUUGGAUGAUGACGAUGACAGUGGUGGCGAACGACGGCUCUAUAUCAAGGAGGACGAUGACGAUGAACCGAUGAAAGAAGACGGUAGCAUGGACUCGACGGAUGGAAACGACACCAGACUGUCGGAUCUUCACAAUACGACUAUAAAGACGGAAGAUGACUCUGAAGAGGAUAAACCAUUGUUUUCGAGAUCAAAGGUAUCGUCAAGCGUGAAGAGAAAAAUCGAGUCAGACGAAGAUGAAGACGUCCCACUGUUGGCGCGAAAAAAAUCUAAGAAGACGGCUAAUCUGAAAACCAAGAAGAAGAAACGGAAACAUGUAGACGAUGACGAUUCUGACGAGCCUGAAGAAACGCAGAAACCAAAGAAGAAAAAUACAAAGGUGAAAGCAGACGGCGACAGUCCAAGUCCGAGGAAGAAGAAGCAAGAGGAGCAGCAGGAAGUUUGGAAAUGGUGGGAGGAAGAGAAGAAGAGCGAUGGCACGAAAUGGCAGUUCUUGGAACACAAGGGACCAGUAUUUGCGCCACCCUACGAACCCUUACCCCCUACCGUGAAGUUUUACUAUAACAGCAAGGAGAUGAAGCUGAGUGAGGAGACGGAGGAAGUUGCAACCUUCUACGCGCGUAUGCUUGACCAUGACUACACGACCAAGGCUGCGUUUAACAACAACUUCUUCCACGACUGGCGAGAGGUGAUGACCGAGUCGGAGCGCGCCAAGAUCACCGAUCUGACCAAGUGCAACUUCAAGGAGAUGCACGCGUACUUCUUGCAGAAGAGCGAGGAACGCAAGGCUAUGACGAAGGAAGAGAAGCAGAAGAUCAAGGAGAAGAACGAGGAGAUACAGAAGGAGUAUGGCUUCUGCACUAUUGACGGCCAUAAGGAAAAGAUCGGUAACUUCAAGAUUGAGCCGCCCGGCUUGUUCAGGGGCCGUGGUGAGCAUCCUAAGAUGGGCAAGCUAAAGAAGCGAGUGUUGCCGGAGGACGUGCUCAUUAAUUGUUCAAAGGACUCAAAUAUACCAAAACCACCGGCCGGCCACAAGUGGAAGGAGGUGCGACACGAUUCC
Messenger RNA from Temnothorax curvispinosus, 2415 nucleotides. It is a transcript of the gene Top1, whose product is annotated as DNA topoisomerase 1-like. Lineage: Eukaryota; Metazoa; Arthropoda; Insecta; Hymenoptera; Formicidae. The annotation marks the transcript as partial. The transcript is spliced from 9 exons. The record is from RefSeq and is a predicted model, not a curated record. Gene Ontology annotation, biological process: DNA replication; chromosome segregation; DNA topological change. Gene Ontology annotation, molecular function: DNA topoisomerase type I (single strand cut, ATP-independent) activity; DNA binding. Gene Ontology annotation, cellular component: nucleolus; chromosome.